Molecule: messenger RNA, 1813 nt
Organism: Drosophila suzukii
Lineage: Eukaryota; Metazoa; Arthropoda; Insecta; Diptera; Drosophilidae
Gene: Srg2
Product: Sting-regulated gene 2
Biological process (GO): transmembrane transport
Cellular component (GO): membrane
Molecular function (GO): transmembrane transporter activity
Source: RefSeq, a predicted model, not a curated record
UUCGAAUCGACCUCAAGCGCAGCAGGUUGUCUUCUUGCGGAGUGAAAUAUAGUAAGACGCGAUCGGCAAUGCAGAACGACAAAUUUGCACCACCGCCGUUUGGCAUGCAAAACGACAAGUACCCACCGCCAAUGGGUUUCGUCUCGGCACCACCACAGCAAGGAUAUCCACCACAGGGACAUCCACAGCCAGGAUACCCGCAGCCAGGAUACCCGCAGCCAGGAUAUCCCGCUCACAUCACACCGGCAGACACAUAUGGAGGUCCUCCACCACCACCACCACAACCACCGAGGGAUCCACCCAUCCGAGUGGAUCCACCACGCGAAGGAUGUUUUCAGCGCAACCAGAAAAACAAACCACAACCCAAUGCUGUGGGCUCAGCUGGUCUCAUCUUCAUGUCAGGAGGCAUGAACAUAGCGUGGUCUGUUGGCUUCCGAGGAGCCAUCUACUACUCGGCCACCCAGCACAAUUUCGUGGCCUGGUUUAUUGGAGCCAUUAUUGGGGCGGUGGCUAGCUGCUUGCUCGCCAACAAGGUGGCCAAAAAACAUGUUUUGCAAUUUUCCUCGGUUCUGGUGACCAUCGGUGGAUUGGUUAUCGCCUGCACCUACAAUAAUGGCCCUGGAACAGUGGCCGCAUGCUAUUUGGAUGGCAUAGCCAACGGAUUGAUAUUUGCCCCCUUCAUGGCCCUCGCCGGAGAGAUCUCGGUGGCCUAUAAGAGGGGCGUUGUCACCUCCAAUUUGGAGCAAGUAUGCUUUGGCGUCGGCAUCUUUCUGCAGAUUAUUUAUACCAGUAGCUGGUCGGCUACCGCAUACUACAAUGAUUUUUCGGCCGAGAACAUGAAAGGAGUGCUGAGCACGAUCUAUGGCAUAUUGGCUCUUAUUAUGGGCUCACUUAUGACCAUCGAAUCGCCAGUUCAGAUGCUGGCCGAUAACGAUGAGCAGGGAGCCAUUGAUGCACUUCGUCGACUGCAAAAACCCUGCGUUCUGACCGAAGAAACCUACGAUCAGCUGGCGGAGCACAAGCGGUAUUUGGCCUUCAAUAAGGACAUGUCCAAGAAUCAGAGCAUUUCCCAGGCCCUUUCCACCUUUGCCCGACUCGCUUUCCUGCGAGUCCUGAAUGCGAUGAGUAUUUCCAGGUUUGUGGUCCUAACUUUGGCCAUUUCCAUCUACGGCUCGUAUGGGUUUUCGAGCGCCAGCUCCUGGUUCGUAGGAUUCGCCAUAUGCCGAUGGAUGGGAACCGUCAUCCCGUCCUUCUGCACGGACUGCUUGGGCCGCAAGAAGAUUACUUGUUUUGGCCUCCUCGUGAGCUGUGGAAUGUCCUUCGCCCUGGGUUCGCAGUACGAUGUGUACACCUACAUGAGGGGAGUGACCGCGUUGCUGAUGGUCUUCGAGUUCUUUGCGGGAAUGGCUUUCUCGGCCACCUCAGCGUACCUCUCGGAGGCCUAUCCCCUGGGGGUUAAGCAGCACUUCAUCGCCCUAACCUUCAUCACCGAAAUGUUCGUCUUCCUCAUCAUCAAUGUAUGCACCUACAAUGUGCUGCAGGCAUACACCUACUUCUAUGUAAUGGGCGCGAUGUAUCUGGUGGGUUUCAUCCUUGCUGUCGUUUCCUUGCCGGAAACGAAGCUGAUGACCCUGCGAGGUGCCCAGGAACAGUUCAGCAGAUUCCUUAACACGCGGUUCUAAUGUAUACUUUUGUAUUAUAAAGUUAAAAUUAUAUUUAACUUGAAGAGCUUAAGCUUUAUUUCACAAAAAAACGAAUUUCAAUGUUCAAUACAUGGGGAAAUCCCAACGGGGAACCACACUAUCUUAAAUCA